This is a messenger RNA of Saccoglossus kowalevskii, 1942 nucleotides long. RefSeq names its product aldehyde dehydrogenase family 16 member A1-like. Lineage: Eukaryota; Metazoa; Hemichordata; Enteropneusta; Harrimaniidae. Gene Ontology annotation, molecular function: oxidoreductase activity, acting on the aldehyde or oxo group of donors, NAD or NADP as acceptor. The record is from RefSeq and is a predicted model, not a curated record.
UAUUGCACGGCAUGUACAGAAACACCAACGGCUGAUAACUGUUAUGGAAAGUUUGGAUAACGGUAAACCAGUUCGUGAAUCACGUGAUGCCGAUGUACCGACUGUAGUUAGGCAUUUCUAUCACCAUGCAGGAUGGGCACAGUUGAUGGACACUGAAAUGGCUGGAUGGAAACCUGUUGGUGUGAUUGGUGCAAUUGUUCCAUGGAACUUUCCACUCAUGUUACUUACAUGGAAAGUAGGCCCAGCGUUAGCCAUGGGUAACACAGUCGUUCUAAAACCAGCUACGUAUACCAGAUUGACAGCCUUAUUGUUUGCGGAGAUCUGUGCUGAGGCUGGACUUCCACCCGGUGUGUUCAACGUUGUCACUGGAGAUGGAAGAUUUGGAAGUAAAUUAGCUACACAUCCCAGUGUGGAUAAGGUUGCAUUUACUGGGUCAACACAGGUUGGUCAGAUACUGAGAAGAGCCACUGCUGGUUCCGGUAAAAAGAUCUCAUUAGAAUUAGGAGGAAAAUCACCAUUCAUUGUGUUUGAAUCUGCAGACUUGGACAGCGCUGUGGAGGGCGUUGUAGACGCGAUAUGGUUUAAUCAAGGACAGGUGUGUAGUGCCGGAUCUCGACUCCUGGUACAAGAAACAGUAGCUCAGAAGAUGGUUGACAAACUAAAAGAAAGAAUGCGACACCUACGAGUUGGUGAUUCCCUUGAUAAAUGCAUUGAUAUGGGGGCUAUAGUGGAUCCUACACAACGUAAGACAAUUGACGAGUAUGUACAGGGUGCUAAGGCUGAAGGUGCAGAAGUCUUCCAGGCACAUGACUGCUUCCCAACAAAAGGAUGUUUCUAUCCACCAACAUUGAUCACUAAUGUACAGACAUCAUCUACAGUGGUCGUAGAAGAGAUAUUUGGCCCAGUAUUAACUGUGCUUCCAUUCCGUACUGCCAAAGAAGCCAUCGCUAUCGGUAACAAUACUAUAUAUGGCUUAGCAGCGAGUGUCUGGACUGAGAACGUUAGCCUGGCAUUGGAAGUAGCAUUUAAUUUGAAAGCUGGCGCUGUGUGGAUUAAUGGUCAUAAUAUGUUCGAUGCAGCAGCGGGAUUUGGCGGAUAUCGACAAAGUGGAUAUGGAAGAGAUGGGGGUAAAGAGGGUCUAUAUGAGUAUGUUAUGCCAACUUGGAUGGAGAAACCCAAACCUGAGAACGUUGAUGUUAAUUACAAAACGUUUGGUGCAACGCUACCAACACCACCAAGUAACGCUACUGUAGAACAAAAUACAAUAGAAAUUGACGGAGUCAAAAUGCCAUGCAUUGACAGGACUUAUAAACUAUACUAUGGUGGAGGACAGAAGAGACCAGAUGGUCAGUAUUCCAGACCGGUUUUGAGUCCAGCUGGUGAAGUGAUAUCCGUAGUUGCAGAUGGCAACAGAAAAGAUAUUAGGAAUGCUGUAGAGGUGGCACAUGCAGCAGCACCAGGAUGGGGAAAGAGGGCGGCUCAUAACAGAGCUCAAAUUGUUUACUACAUGGCAGAGAAUUUAGAAUUACGACGGGAUGAGUUCGCUACAAAGUUACAACGAAUGACUGGUAGGACAAUGAAAGAUGCGUUAGAAGAGGUGGACUUGUCUAUUCAGAGAUUGUUUCACUGGGGUGCAUAUGCUGAUAAAUAUGGUGGUAGUGUACAGGAAACCACGUUGUAUGGUGCUACAGUACGAGUACAUGAACCAGUGGGUGUCAUAGCGAUCGCAUGUCCCGAUGAAAGCCCGCUUCUUAGUUUUAUUUCAUUAUUUGCACCUGCUGUUAUCCGCGGGAACUGUGUUGUCAUCAUACCCAGUGAUAAAUACCCGCUAGCAGCGCUAGAUUUUUAUCAGUUUGAUUGGAGUCAUCGUGUGGUUAUACUGGAUAUUUUCACUCCUGGUGCCCUCCUGGUAUUCUUCUUCAAAGUUGUUGAUCUUAAGUGA